Molecule: messenger RNA, 6365 nt
Organism: Lymnaea stagnalis (great pond snail)
Lineage: Eukaryota; Metazoa; Mollusca; Gastropoda; Lymnaeidae
Source: the annotation of a GenBank genome assembly
CGAAUCGUUACGCGGAAACUCGAGUCGCGAUGGCAAGGACGAUACCGUUAAAUACUGGAAGUUAUGGAGCUAAUUAUAGUCCUACUGGUGGGAUCCCACGCCAUGAUAGUCAGUGUUUACUUACAGGCGGCCGUCAACGUGGGACAGAGAAACGUAGGACUGAUGGAAAGGAAGGACCGGAUAAGCCAACAAGCCUUUCAUCACCGACCAGAGACAACGGGGUGCAGAGUUUACCAUAUCGUGACCUCAGGAACACUGGGGAGGCGCUCAACAAGGCCAAGGAAAAUCUGGUCGUAAAAAAAAGACCGGAUGCUGUGAAAAUGGACGUGGGCGGGGAGCCUGGUGUCUGCGGUGGCCAAGUCGGAAGAGAUGGGGUGGGGAGUGGUCACGUCGGUAGAGAUAGUGUGGGGAGCGGUCAAGUCGGUACCGGCAGUGUGGGGAGUGGAAACGAGUCUUCCAGCUCAAGUGGAGGAGACGAAGUGGUGGCAGAUGUGAAAGAAGAGGAUGAUGGAGAGAAAGGUUUACCAUUGUAUCCAUGGAUGAGGAGUCAAUAUGGUAAGCAGUGGCACAAUCACGGGCGUAAUCAGGGGCGUAAUAAGGGGCGUAUGCAGGGGCGUGCAAGGAUACUUGUUUUGUUUGAGUACAAAGUUGGUAAUAAUACGCAACUGAUGGUGCACCAUAGACUACGCAUGACAUAUGGUGCACUACAAUAUAAACAUGGCAUAUGGUGCACUACAGUUGCCAAUGACAUUUUUUGCACUACUACAGUCUGCACUUGACAUAUGGUGCACUGCAAUCUACACAUGUCAUAUCGUGCACUACAGUCGACCUAUGGCAUAUAAUGCACUUCAAUCUACACAUGACAUUUAUGGUGCACUUCAGUCGACACAUAACAAAUAUUGCACAAUCUAUGCACAGAACGAAAGCUGUAUUUUUUUUUCUUUUUUGUUCUCUAACUAAUGAUAAAAUAAAAUCCACAGAUUUGAAGCAACAAAAAAAAAAAAAAACUAGUCCAAGGGAUACAACUGGAAAUAUAUUUUUGUAUCUAAAUAUUGCACAAUCUAUGAAAAGAACGAAAGCUUUAUUUUUUUUUUCUUUUUUGUUCUCUAACUAAUGAUAAAAUAAAAUCCACAGAUUUGAAGCAACAAAAAAAAAAAAAAACUAGUCCAAGGGAUACAACUGGAAAUAUAUUUUUGUAUCCCCUUUUUUAAAAAAAAUGAUUCUUGUUCAUCUCUGUGAAAUAUUCAUUUUUCCAAUCAAAUUAAAACAAUUUUUAUUUUUUAAGUUAAAAAAAAUAGUAUACAGUGAAAAGGAGUUAAAUAGUAUUAACUUGAACAAUUGACUAAUUAAAGAUCUCACAUAACUUGAAUUUAACCUCAUGGGACAUUUAGAGCUUUGUUUAAGAGCUAAUUUGUGAAGUGGUGGAGAUCUACAUUGGUUAUACUGACAAGGUUCUGGGAGAUGUCUAAGGUGUCUGACCAGGCGAGUUUCUAGGAGAUGUCUAAUGUGUCUAACCAGGCUAAUUUGUAGGAGAUGUCUAUGGUGUCUGAACCAGGCUAAUUUCUAGGAGAUGUCUAAGGUGUCUGACCAGGCUAAUUUCUAGGAGAUGUCUAAGGUGUCUGACCAGGCUAGUUUCAAUGAAAUGUCUAAGGUGUCUGACCAGGCUGGUUUCUAUGAGAUUUCUAAGGUGUCUGACCAGGCUAGCUUUUAUUAGAGGUCUAAGGUGUCUGACCAGGCUAGUUUCGAUGAGAUGUCUAAGGUGUCUGACCAGGCUAGUUUCUAGGAGAUGUCUAAGGUGUCUGACCAGGCUGGUUUCUAGGAGAUGUCUAAGGUGUCUGACCAGGUUAGUUUCUAUGAGAUGUCUAAGGUGUCUGAACGGGCUAGUUUCUAGAAGAGGUCUAAGGUGUCUGACAAGGCUAGUUUCUAGGAGAUUAGGUCUAAGGUGUCUGACCAGGCUAGUUUCGAUGAGAUGUCUAAGGUGUCUGACCAGGCUAGUUUCUAGGAGAUGUCUAAGGUGUCUGACCAGGCUGGUUUUUAGGAGAUGUCUAAGGUGUCUGACCAAGUUAGUUUCUAUGAGAUGUCUAAGGUGUCUGAACGGGCUAGUUUCUAGAAGAGGUCUAAGGUGUCUGACAAGGCUAGUUUCUAGGAGAUUUCUAAGGUGUCGUACCAGGCUAGCUUCUAUGAGAGGUCUAAGGUGUCUGACCAGGCGAGUUUCUAUGAGAUAUCUAAGGUGUCUGACCAGGCUAAUUGCUAUGAGAUAUCUAAGGUGUCUGACCAGGCUAGUUUCUAUGAGAUGUCUAAGGUGUCUGACCAGGCUAAUUGCUAUGAGAUAUCUAAGGUGUCUGACCAGGCUAGUUUCUAUGUGAUGUCUAAGGUGUCGGACCAGGCUACUUUCUAGAAGAGGUCUAAGGUGUCUGACCAGGCUAGUUUCUAUGAGAUGUCUAAGGUUUCUGACCAGGCUAAUUGCUAUGAGAUAUCUAAGGUGUCUGACAAGGCUAGUUUCUAGGAGAUGUCUAAGGUGUCGGACCAGGCUAGUUUCUAGAAAAGGUCUAAGGUGUCUGACCAGGCUAGUUUCUAUGAGAUGUCUAAGGUUUCUGACCAGGCUAAUUGCUAUGAGAUAUCUAAGGUGUCGGACCAGGCUAGUUUCUAGAAAAGGUCUAAGGUGUCUAACCAGGCUAGUUUCUAUGAGAUGUCUAAGGUGUCUGACCAGGCUAGUUUCCAUGAGAUUUCUAAGGUGUCUGACCAGGCUAGUUUCUUGGAGAUGUCUAAGGUGUCUGACCAGGCUAGUUUCUAGGAGAUGUCUAAGGUGUCUGACUAGGAUAGUUUCUAGAAGAGUUCUAAGGUGUCGGCCCGCGCUAGUUUCUUGCUCUUACUCAAAGAGUGACUUGCUUAGGGAAAUUAUAAAAACAAAACAAAAGAAAUAUUUACUGUUUUUCUUAGAUAAUUAUACAGUAAGAUUAUUUAAUAUGUUUUUGAUCGUCUUCGAAUUUUUUUAAUGAAGUGGCUAUUCACACCCGGGUCCAUUUUGACUAAAUGCUAUUCGGAUGUCGUUUUGGUAGUUUAUUUGAGUUAAACUGAAGAAUUAAGUUUACAAACAUAUUGUCCAUUCAAUUAUCUUUCAUUUAAUACCUAAUAUUGUCUUAAAAACUCAACAAUAAUAUUUGAAAUGUUGUUGUUUUUUAAUCCCAACUCUUACUUCUGGUACCCGGGUGCGAAUUGUCACAGUCUUUUUUUGAAGUGGAAAAUUGAAAUAUCGCCUGGGUCAUUUAUUAAUUUUUUUUUUUUAAAACUAUAAAUAUGAAAAUUUAGUAUUUAAAAAAAAAAUAGUUUUGAUAUUUCUUUAUUGUUUUACAAAUUCUUCUCCUCGGACUCUAGACUUUCUCAGGGGGCUUCACCUAAGUAGAAUUAUUUGAUUUUAAAAAAAAUGGUCAAAGGGAAGUCACCCGAUAAUGACCUUAAAGAAAUUUAUUAUACAAGUUAUCCCCCUUAGAUUAAAUCAAAUGUUCUAGAAACCCUUUUUUAUAGGGCUGAGCCGGGUAGCAACCCGUAUUCCCGGGUAAGGCAAGUGUUAGCACACCCGGCACAUACCCGGCACAUACCCGGCACAUACCCGGCACUCAUCGUGUACAUCUUCACACAUAAUAAAUGAACAAAUUGGAUAAAAGGAACGACGUUGAAAAUGUUACCUUAUGUGUAUGCAAUUUCCCCAAAAACCUGGGUUGGAUGCAAAAAAACUGCAACCGGUUCUGCCCCAUGUUUUUCAACGCACAGCGCACCCUAUGCCUAAUGUGGGCCACCCUAUGCCUAAUGCGGGCCACCCUAUGCCUAAUGUGGGCCACCCUAUGCCUAAUAUGGCCCACCCUAUGCCUAAUGUGGGCCACCCUAUGCCUAAUGCGGCCCACCCUAUGCCUAAUGUGGCCCACCCUUUGCCUAAUGUGGCCCACCCUAUGCCUAAUGUGGCCCACCCUUUGCCUAAUGUUCACCCUAUGCCUAAUAUGGCCCACCCUAUGCCUAAUGUGGGCCACCCUAUGCCUAAUGCGGGCCACCCUAUGCCUAAUGUGGCCCACCCUUUGCCUAAUGUGGCCCACCCUAUGCCUAAUGUGGCCCACCCUUUGCCUAAUGUGGGCCACCCUAUGCGUAAUGUGGCCCACCCUAUGCCUAAUGUGGCCCACCCUUUGCCUAAUGUGGCCCACCCUUUGCCUAAUGUGGCCCACCCUAUGCCUAAUGUGGCCCACCCUAUGCCUAAUGUGGCCCACCCUAUGCCUAAUGUGGCCCACCCUUUGCCUAAUGUGGGCCACCCUAUGCCUAAUGCGGGCCACCCUAUGGCUAAAGCGGCCCAUCCUAUGCCUAAUGACUUUCUAAGAAUUGUACGGCACAAAGAGCAAGUAAACACAUACACUUAUGAGAAAUUCAUAUCUAAAUUAACAUGGGCCAUUAGAAAUGUUAUUCUAAAUACCAGAGUGAAUCUUGCACUCAUAAUGCUAGAGGAUACGCUAUCACAAUGAAUUGUUUUAUAUUCAAUGUCCGUAGAGAGAAACUUUCUGUUACCACACUGUUAGUUGCCAAGUAAUCACCAAUAAUCUCAGUUUGUUUCCUGAUGUGGCAAAGUUGAUUCUUGGGAUCGUUUCCUUUUAUAAUUAAGUCAUUUUUUUUUUUAAAUGAAUACUUUAAAGCUUACACUUAUGUCAAAUAAUUAAAUUAGUUCAUUGAAAGCUUACACUUAUGUCAAAUAAUUACAUUAGUUCAUUGAAAGCUUACACUUAUGUCAAAUAAUUAAAUUAGUUCAUUGGAAGCUUACACUUAUGUCAAAUAAUUGCAUUAGUUCAUUGAAAGCUUACACUUAUGUCAAAUAAUUACAUUAGUUCAUUGAAAACUUACACUUAUGUCAAAUAAUUACAUUAGUUCAUUGAAAGCUUACACUUAUGUCAAAUAAUUACAUUAGUUCAUUCAAAACUUACACUUAUGUCAAAUAAUUAUAUUAGUUCAUUGAAAACUUACACUUAUGUCAAAUAGUUACAAUAGCUCAUUGAAAGAGGGAUCAGUUGACUUGGGACUCACAAGUUUAAACUUUCGCAUAUGCUGAGAUGAUUAUGUGAUGAUUAUUUGAUGAUUAUUUGUUGACUUUGUCAGGGCAAAUGUUGAUAACCUGUAUGAUAAGGUGAACAAUGUCCUUUCGUAUCAACACAACUACCACCGCAUCGAUACACCAUCACACACCCUAGGCACACCCAAACUACCACGACACACCAUCACACACCCCAGGCAUACCACAACCACGGCAACGAUACACCAUCACACACCCCAGGCACACAACUACCACCUCAUUGACACACCAUUACACACCCCAGACACACCACUACCACAGCAACGUAUCACCAUCACACACCUUAGGCCCACCGCUACCACCACAAUGACACAGUAUUACACACCCCAGACACACCACUACCACCACAACGAUACACCAUCACACACCCCAGGCACACCACUAUCACCACCAUGACACACCAUUACACAAGCCCGGCACACCACCAUCAGACACAUCAGGCACACCACCAUCACACACCACAAGCACACCACCAUCAAACACCACAACAACCACAUGACGAAGUCCUUGAAACGUUUCCUCGAAUAUCUCAACAGGUCCUAACAGAAAACGGGGACGUCAGACGUACACUCGCUACCAGACACUGGAGUUGGAGAAGGAGUUCCACUACAACCGAUACCUCACAAGACGCAGGCGUAUCGAGAUCGCCCACAGCCUCGCUCUGACAGAAAGACAAAUCAAAAUAUGGUUCCAGAACAGACGGAUGAAGUGGAAGAAAGAAUGCAGACAGCUUCAGCUCAUCAACGGAGACUGCGCCAUGGAGGAUGCAUGUUGAUGGUGGGGCGCCGGGGGGGAGGGUUAAAGGGGGCGAAGUGUGGCAGGCAGUGGCGUAGGAAAGGGUGGAAUUUUUGGUUAAAUGAUAAUCCUGUCCGGCACGGGCUACACCAUCCUUAGUUCCCACCGGCCGCGGGCAAACGUUACCUGAGUUACGUCCCUUGGAUCAAGUCUUGAUGAUUCAUUUGUCUACUAGUCCCUGGGAUCAAGUGAUGACUCAUUGGUCUACUAGUGUUGCUCUCCCUUUGAAUGUAAUGAAAAAUGAUUGCCUGAAAAGUUCAAUUUUUUCUUUAAAAGUUUCUAUUAACUUUCUCUGUGGGGCCUUACCUAAGAAGAUCACCAGUGGGGGCUCACAUAAGAAGAUCACAAGUAAGGCCUCACCUAAGAAGAUCACACGUAGUGCCUCAUCUAAGAAGAUCACAAGUGGGGCCGCACAUAAGAAGAUCACAAGUGGGGCCUCACCAAGGUAGAUCACAAGUGGGGCCUC